AUGUCAUCACCGCCGCCAACGAACCCCCUAAAACGCCCCUCGAUCUCAUCCUCCGCCUCCCUGCCGCUCGGCACCAACCCUAAACGACCACGCAUGCACCCGCUCCGCCAGACUUCCUUCCCGACGACGAUCGACGCGGAUUCGCGCGGAUAUGGCGCGGCUAGCGAUGCGGGCAGCGUGACGGGCAGUUUCACGGGGAGUCUGGGGGGCACGAGCGCGGACGGUGUCUUUCGGAACAAGAAACGCGGGCGCAAGAGUAAAGCGGAGAAGGAGCGCGAGAAGGAGGAUGCGGCGAGAGGGGAGAUGCGGUCGUCCGUGGAUGCGGAGGGGUCUGUGAGAGCUGGUGCGACGGGCGGUGGAGGCGGAGAUGAUGGGGAUGAUGACGAGGAUUUCGAGGAUGAAGGGGAACUGCUGGGAAGAGAGGAAGGCGCUACGGAUACGGAGGCGGAGAAGAAAAAUCUUGCAUUGCUGGUCGAUGCUUUUAAUCCUUUACAGUCCGAGCGGUACGAUCUGUUUAAACGAGCGAAGCUGAGGAAAGAGACCUUGCGGCGUAUUGUGAAUCAUGCGCUAUCACAGUCCGUGCCGGCGAGUGUGGUGACUACGAUCAACGGGUUUACGAAGGUGUUUGCAGGAGAGAUUAUUGAAAAGGCUCGGACGGUGCAGGCUGAAUGGGCGGAGGCACACGAUCAGGCUGCGAUAGCUGCUUUUGAGGCUGAAGAGGCCGCGACAAUGGCGCGAGCUGCGAAUGCGUCGGCUCCUGGCACUCCAGGUCCCGGUACGCCGGGCCCCGGCGGACUGCCUCUAGUGAAACAAGAGUCCUCGAAUCCCUCGUCUUUCCCGUCUACACGUGCCCCCGGGACACCGGUCCCAUCCGGCGUAGCAAGUCCGCAGCAGUCGGUAAACGGCACUGCACAACCUACACGGGAGCGGAUAUUCAAGAUGCCUCCUAAUCCCCACCGGGGACAACUACUUCCGUCGCAUUUGCGAGAGGCUUUACGGCGCUGGAAGCGGGAUGGAGAGGGAGGCGGUGUCGGGUUCUCCGGACUGAGUAUGGGCAAUCUGGGAGUUCGGGGAUCGGUGACGUGGGGAGCAGGCAGUAUUGGCGGGCGACGAAUUUUCCGCUAA
This is a messenger RNA of Aspergillus pseudonomiae, 1125 nucleotides long. RefSeq names its product transcription initiation factor TFIID subunit 11 family protein. Gene Ontology annotation, biological process: RNA polymerase II preinitiation complex assembly; transcription initiation at RNA polymerase II promoter. The record is from RefSeq and is a predicted model, not a curated record. The transcript has 2 exons. Gene Ontology annotation, molecular function: protein heterodimerization activity; transcription coactivator activity. NCBI's taxonomy places the organism in Eukaryota, Fungi, Ascomycota, Eurotiomycetes, Eurotiales, Aspergillaceae. The coding region runs from base 1 to 1125 and encodes 374 amino acids. Gene Ontology annotation, cellular component: nucleus; transcription factor TFIID complex.